Molecule: messenger RNA, 597 nt
Organism: Parasteatoda tepidariorum (common house spider)
Lineage: Eukaryota; Metazoa; Arthropoda; Arachnida; Araneae; Theridiidae
Source: RefSeq, a predicted model, not a curated record
UUCCAAUUUGUUUAAACAUAGAGUGAGUUACAGCAAAUCAUGUCAGCUCCAGAAAUCAUUAAUUACACGAGCUGGAGUAAUUAUUCCAAUGAAUUAGCUGGAAUUGACGAGUACUUGGCUGUUGUUCUUGGUCCAAAAAGAUUGCCUCUCAACUGGUUGUUGCCAAUGACUACUGUUUAUGUAAUUAUAUUUAUCUCCGGACUCAUUGGAAAUAUUUGCACGUGUGUCGUGAUUGCAAGCAAUCCAUACAUGCAAACUGCAACUAAUUGUUAUUUGUUUAAUUUGGCCAUUGCAGAUGUUUUGACUCUUAUUUGCGCAAUGCCAUUAGAAUUAUACAGUCUAUGGCAUCAAUACCCAUGGGAACUUGGAAAUUCGACGUGCAUAAUGCGAACUGUUAUGUCUGAAGCCACAGCUUACGUAUCUAUAAUUACAAUAGCUACUUUCAGCUGUGAACAAUAUAUUGCAGUCUGCCAUCCCCUACGUCAGACCACAAAGUCCAAAGUCACGAGAGCUUUUCGAAACAUCAUUAUCAUUUGGAUAUUUUCCUUUGUAGCUGCUGCGCCUUAUGGAUUGUUUACAAAAGUCAAUUAUUUAACG